Anguilla anguilla (European eel) is the source of this 3299-nucleotide messenger RNA. RefSeq names its product coiled-coil domain containing 105 (gene tektl1). Bases 426 to 1841 code for a protein of 471 amino acids. Lineage: Eukaryota; Metazoa; Chordata; Actinopteri; Anguilliformes; Anguillidae. The record is from RefSeq and is a predicted model, not a curated record. The transcript is spliced from 8 exons.
GAUACUUAAGCGAACGCGACGUUGCUGAGAGAGAGAUGAGUUUCAUUUAUGUUACUUUCAUUUAAACCAUUUAUUCGAGCUAUCAUGAUGGUUAUGCUACUUAAAAUCUGCAGAAUUAAUGUAUAAUGCUAUAAUAAUAUUGAUUUAAAAUUUCCCAACUAUUUCUUUUUCUUUAAAUUUUAACUAUUUGAAUUAAUGCAUAAAAUAUUUAGCUUUUAUUGCUAGCGGACUUUUAAUACAUUUUAAUUUUAAUUUACAUUUUAUGCAUUUAGCAGACGCUCUAAUCCAGAGCGGUUACACUGUAAACUGAUCUGUGCAAAUAGUUAUUAUAAAGCCACUCACUCAUAAAGCCUUCUGUGUUCAGCAUAUAGAUUUGUUAUUUUACAGCGGUUAUAUUUUGGAAUUCAAAAUUACUGGGGCAUACGAUGGAGCCAGUCUCAAUUGCAUCGUUGACCAUCGGGCCGCAGUCUUGGCGAGAAAAAACGAAGCAUUCUAUCAGUCUUGCGGAGAAACUGAUACGGCAGUCCGAUGCCAGAAAGUCCAGCUCUGCUAGUCCGUGUCGGCCACGCAGCUGCACAUUAGGCCUACUUUCUCAUGUGAAUACUCCUGUCCCUUUGGAAUUAAAUGAAACUGAAAAAAACUCAAGGAAGGACAGCGACAAUGUCAAUAAUACACAAUCAAGCUACAAGGUCAGACCAAUGUCUACCGGGACUACGCGGUUCAAUCUAGCCUCCGGUCCAUUAGUUGCCCCCUUUCCCCCACCCUGUUUGAGGGAGCAGUGCGCAGAGGCCAGUGUGAGGGCUGCUGGGGAGUACAUGCGUGAAGUCAGAGGGGUGGAGGGGCAGUUACGUAAACAGGCUUGCAGAGUUGGUCAGGAAGGCAUAAAGCUAGAGAGGGAGAGGGCAUAUUUGGAGAGAAUGCUGAGAUCCCUAAGGAAAGACCUCCUUGUGAACCAGAAAAGUGUGGAGGAGAGGACCCUGAGACCACCUACCACAGAGACGGGCAGAGAUGGCGCAGACAGCCUGCUGGAUUGCGAGAAGAAGCAGCUGUCUGAGCUGAAGAUUCAGCUGGAGGGCGCACUGAGAGACACACUCACACAGCUGCAAGCCCUCAGUCAGUGCAGUAAGCUGUUACUGGAGUGUGCUAGUGAGAGAUCCUGUGUUUUGGAUCUUCUCCCACACAGUGGAUAUCAUUCAGCUGGCGGUCGCUGCACCCCUUCCCAAGUUACUAUGAAACCCGACCCCACAGGACCCUACACCCCAGAAUGUAAGCAGGCAAUGGAAUCUUCAAGCUUGGCCCUCACCCAAUCACAGCUGCUCAGGGAGCAGAUUCGGUGUUUGAUUGGUGAGGCCAUUGCACGGCAAAAAUCAGCUCACCAAUUGGUGAACGAAGGCCUGGUGAAGAAAAUAGCCGAGACUGUCAGCCUGAAGCAACACCUCACACUCAGCUCAGCCUCAGCCAGGCAGGCCAUUUACCGCAAGCAGAGACAGCUGAACUGCAUUCAGCACAGCCAUGGCAGAGCACUGGGUCCCGUGUCCAGUGGAGAUGUGAUGUCCAGAGAAAGACUUGACAGGCCAUUAGUGCAGGUCUACCAGCGACACCCUGGUACUCAGUUACCAGAAGCCAUGCACCUCAUACAGGGUGGCGCUGUGGUUCGGCAGUGUCUGCUGUCGUCCGGUGGGGAACUGGCUCAGCUGCGUGGCACUCGGCUGAAGUUAAUGGAGGACAUGCGAGGGAAGGGGGCGGCAGCCCAGGUGGACUCUUCCAUCGUGAGGCUGCGCCGUCGCCUGAUAGACCGUCGAGUGAUGCCUUCUUUUUUUCUACAAGGCACAUCUGCAUAGGGUAUUUCUCCAGACAAAUACCCUGGUCCGUGCCACUAGUAUUUCUUCAUCAGCAGUGGCUGCAAAUUAUUCAAAUUCUGUGGAACAAUUCCUGGAGGUGACACCUCAGGAACAUGUUUGGCAAGUAUACCAAAUGUUAAAAUGUAUAAAGGCUUGAGAACUUGGGCCAUACGGUAGGCUGAAUGUAUUAUACAGAUCCUGGCCCCCAGUGUAUGAUGGCUGUACUCACAAGCUACCUCUUAAUAAUGGAAUUUUGGUUUGUUUCUCAAUCAUACCUAUAUAUUCAACCAAAGAAACCUCUUGCUACAAUAAAAUUAUCACACACAGAAUUAAUAGCAGAAGUAGUCUUAAACAUCAUGAUUAUAUAGAAGUUAUUUCAUGCUAUGCAAGUAUGGCCAAAUGCUACCCAAAAUAUUCAUCAAGUGUGUUGAGGUGUGAUAUUUCAAGUUCUUGUGUUAAACUUUGCGGUUAUAUUUUUGCAGUAUUAUGGCAGUAUUGAGAGUUUGGAUUUAUAUUUCAGUUUCAAAUAAUCAGGCUCAUGUCAGGUUUUUGGCAUGCUAGACGGCUGUAUUUGUGAGGGUGACCCUUCAGUUGUUGAUAAAUAGUUAAAAGAGUGUCCAUGUUUUUUGCCUCCUUGGCAUUACUGAUAUGGCUAUGCAUGUACAACAACCAUGAGCUGCCCUAUAGUGCAGAAAAUGGAUUUAACUGAUAUAAAUUAAAGUUUGUACAUGUAUCCUUUCCUGAACUGAACCAUGGAAAUAAGCAGCCACAAUAUGUGUAUCAAUGGAGACAGAUAGUGGUGACAGCUUCCAGACUUCUGCCAGGCACAUGCCUGUCUUGUUAAAAAUGAAUGCGCUUCCAUGCAUGUUUAAUAGCACACUGCUUCUCUUUAUACCCACUACUAUAAACUGGAAUAAACUGCAUCCUUCAUUCAUUAAAUUCCAUGUUACAAUAGGAAAAUUAUGUUGAUUUCUAAGCAUUUAGCUGUGACAUGGCAUCCCCUUGAUCAGGGGUUCUUAUUCAUUUCGAGUGGAAUAGAGGACAGCUGUCAUUAAAUGCUCUUCAUAAAAUGCUUAAGACAAAAUGCUGUAUACUGACAGAAGAAUCAGGGGCUUGGUGUGCAAAAAGUGCAUAAGUGCAAAUGCUUUGGUCCUUAGACCUUCUUCAGUGCAUAAAAAACAGGACAAGUGAUAUCUAUCCCCAGUCCUAUAAGUAGCUUAGGUAAUUGGUACAAGAGGUGUCUCUUGAAAUAAUCAGACAAGAGGGUGCUUCCUAAUCAUGGACCAGUCACAUGACAAGCAAGGAAGCCAUAAAUUACGUGGCAUAUAAGGACAUAUACAAGGUGUUCUCAUGUUGAUAAAUACAUUGCAUGUUCAUGCUUAUGCACUUUUGAGCACAAAAUUUGUAUUUUUUAAAAUUUGCAUUCAUGCAUGUGAGUAAUAAAAAUAGUUUUAAUUG